GAGGACAUCACGGUCGCCCGUACUCGUGCACGCUGUCGUCACCCGCAACAGAUUCCGUGGGUUUCGUGUCUACGAACGCCGUAAUCAUCGAAGAUUCGUGGCUGGCGUCUGUCGGUAGAGACGCCGAUGGACAAACCGACGUAUUUAUAUUCCCGAGCGGAUGGAACCGUGUACACCCGCACACGACAGUAACAUCGGGCGCUCGUAGAGGCACACGCGGCGCGAGUCAGCGCGCAUCUCGUCGCAUCCGAUUCGCUGUCUCGCGAUACACGCCGCGAGUUAGUGUGUACAUCCCACAGGCGGCGUCAAGAAACCAGUGCCCCCCUUCUCCCGGUGUCCCUCUGGGUCCCGAGAUCUCGUCCGUGUUCGGUACCUGGCUGCCAGUCGAUUCUCGGUGGCCCGAACCGAGGCGCCGUGUGCCUCCUCCGCGAAAUACGAACGAUGCGAGUCUGAUCCGUGACAGAGCCGCAGGGAGCCGAAGGACAGUGUCAGGACACGUUCCGCGGUGGUGAGACGACGCGAGCACGCGAGACCGCCGCGGGUGCUUGACGGGAAUUUUCGCAGUGCGCGGUGGUGGGCUCGGUUUACGCGGACAGUGGGUGCAUUCCCGUGACGAGGAUCCGACGAAUACGGGGCUAGGACCAGCCCAGGUGCCGCGUGUACCGACGACGUUCGACGAUGCAUCCUGUACAGUGAUGGACAAACUCGCGUACGCAAACAACAGCUUCCAGCUACGCCUUGCCGGCAUACUCAUGGAUACGUGGAUACUCUUCUUGUUUGUCGCCAUUGCCGACGUGGCGGCCUCGGUGGAGGUUCACUUCGAGAACAAAGACGGUGGAUUCUUCCUGAAGCACACGCCGAGGCAAUUCUACCCUGCUCGAAGGGACGCGGUCCCGGCGAUAUCACCGUCGACGGGAACGUCGACGAGCGGGAGCAAUGGGGUUCCGUCGCCGCCGCCAGGCUCCAUCCUCUCGAUAGACAAAUUCACCGUCUUUCAGACGAGCGAGCCGGUCUCCGUUCGCGCGACGUACGGUCCAUUUAGUACGAAGCAGACCGUGCCGGCACGUUACAUAGUCCCAGAUCCUCUGGACGCCCUGCCGGGACCGGAAACUAGGCGAAAUCUGACGGCGGCAACGAUUCUCGACGCGCAGGAGCUCGGAGCGCGUCACCUGGACAUGUCCGCCCAUCUCGUUGGAAGCAGCGUGCCACGCGAUUCGCCGGUGCUAAGAGUGCUCUUUCACGCCGGAAGCGAGGCAGGAGGGAGACGUCAGUUGCUUCUGGCGAGGCAUCAGAGGGUCUGCGUGGUCCUGCACGCGAGUCUGGCGGUCCCUUCCAGGAGUACUGCGAGCAGGAACAACGGCAGGAGCUACUCCUCUUCAUCUUCCUCCUCCGUCUACUCCUCCUCGUCCUCGCCAUCCGUCCUGACGGCGGCCUGCAGCCCCGACGGAGAGAACGGGGUUUGCCUCGCUCAGAUCACCAUACCAGCCGAUUGGUGGGCACCGUUACCUCCACCUGACGCUUCCGGCCGGGUCAAGGUCGCCAAGAGCCUACCAAGGCUCGUUCAGGUCGCUUAUUCUGUUCUCGAGCCGCGAACCGAGGACUUGGGCGGCUCUGCUGACAACGGGGCUGGCUUCUGUAGGCCGAAAGUUCAAAUUCAGCCUGUCACGCCGCUCGGACAGGUGCCACUUGCUCCGAAUCGAGCCGAUUAUAAAGAGCUGAAGGCUGACGAUUCGCUGACGCUGUUGGUUCCACAUGGACCCCUGUAUCCGAGGUCCAAGCUGCACGUUCCAGUGUUCCUGCAUCCGUCCAACCCCUCCGAUUUAAGAAUGGACAGACCGCCUACGGUCAUCGCUGUCUACCUCAGGGCCAGAGUGAAGUCUGGCGUGAAAAUCUUGGAUGGCUCGUCCAGCGAUCCGGAUUGGAUCGUCGACAGCGAUAUCAACGCGAAGAACACUAUCGCGACGUUCACCGCGAGGAGGAAGGAGAACGUCCCACGAGUACCAAGCGCAUCGGCGGAGGAAAUUCUGACGAUGCUUUUGGAAGCCAGCGAGGAGGGGGUGGAGGGAAAUUGGGACGGUGGUCGGAUCGUAUGGAGCGUACGUUACGCUUACGAGGACGAGGAGGACAACGGCUCCCAGCUGAAUGGAAUGGAUCAGCUGCAGCAAAGAUUGCAGCAGAGGCAUGUGCAGCACCAUACCCAUCAUCACGCUGAGAGACGGAAGCUGCAGGCGCGUCUUGAGAUACAGAAGGACGAUAUCCAAGCUGUUCUGCCAAUUUCCAAGAACUGGGAGGUGAUGAACACCGCCGUGCUGACGGGCCGGCAAGUGUCCCAAGGGAUGAAGGUCUUCAUCGUGAGCCAGGGGGGAACCGUCGCCGACGUUACACUGCAAUCCUCCUGUCACUCCGAGGACGAGAGUGUGCUUAAGGUGUCAUCCUCCUGCAGCAGCGUGUACGUGGACGGGACGGAAAUCCGGGGCUCCAGCAACGCGUCGGUCCUCGUCAAGUACGGAACCUACACGGGGUUGGCCAAGUUCACGGUCUGGAUGCCCGAAUUCCCACUGGAGGUGACAGUAGGGGACACCCGAUUGAGCCAGAUCAAAGGCUGGAAAGUUCCGGAAGAGCACACCGCGGGAGCGAAGAGUAAACGUAGCCUGAACGCGACUAGUCCAAGAAUGAACGAGUCCGUGACGAAAACGAAGAAGAGGAGCGCGGCUGUACUGGAGGAUUCCGUGGAUGACAGUUCGAUAGACGUCGAGGACGCGGACGUGAUCCUCGAGGAAGACGAGCAGGAGGAGAGAUUCCGGGGCAACGAUCACGGAUGGGACGCCAUAAAUUCUAUCGAAAGGGGACCGUCCACCAACUGCAGGCUCCGGUUCCAACAGAGCCCGGUCGAGGUCCACGCGAGAUUCCUUGCUACCGAUCACGACUCGGGGAGGGUGUCCUAUUUCGUCAACCGUCGUACCUGGCUGCGUGUCACCGAUCUGGUGAUGGGUAUGCUCAGAGUUUCGGAUCCUAGAAUAGCCACUCUGUUGCAAGGGAGGAUAGUCCAAGGUCGCGGGGUAGGUAGGACGGAAGUGCAAGUGUUGUCGCCGAUUACUGGCAGGGUGAUCGGUGCCAAGGAGGUACGGGUUGGGAACGAUCGGGUGGCGGUCACCAGGCUCUCCGUCAGGGUCGUGUCUGGAUUGCAGCUCACCAUCAGUCCCGAUACAGCUAUAGAGAACGGAUACGUCGCGGAAACGUCGGUUACGAGAAGACUGACUGCUAAGUAUCAGGAAGGUCUUCUAGACAUAGACGUCGAAUUCUCGGAUGGAACGAGAACACCGCUGAGGGAGAUCGCUGUUACCGAUUACCACUUGCUUGUCGAGAGCUUGGACCCGGAGGUGGUGGCUUUUGCUCCGAUGGUCGCUUCCCAUCAUCCCCGAGUGAUCGCUGUUGGCGAAGGCCGUGGCGAUUUGUUGAAAGUCAAUCUUCAGCUGGCCGACGCCUGUCGUCUAGGCGCCAGGAGGUCCGGUAAAGGUUCUCAAAGGGCGACUGCAUCUGCCCUGGCCAGCGCCUCGGCCAACGUCGAAGUGGACUUUGCCUCCAGCGAGCUACCAAAUCGUCCUGAGUUCGUUCAGAACGACGGAGGCGGUACCGUCGGGUCGCAUCAUCACAGGGAAAGGAAAACCAGCAGGGGCGAAACGGCAAACGACAUGCGCGACAUUCUCAACGGACUACCGCUGAAAGACGAGAACGGGCACGAGCCUUUGGUGCAGGCACGGCAUCACCGCACGGCUAUAGCUAAUGGCAUGUCUUCAGGAGGAAUGGGCGGCGUCGGGAUACGGCAUCACGGUGGAGCGAACAUGAGUCCACUCGAGAUCGGGAUAUACGUCCUUCUGGCGGCCUUCUGUUUCGCCAUCGUCGUCUUUGUCGUCUCCUGCGUGGUCUAUACCAACAAGUUCAAACCCCAGCCAUCGGACUCGCCGAUGACGGGAGCUGCGCUACCGGUUCUCUCCGGAGCAGCGAGGGCCAGAGCGGCGGCCAACCAGCUGGCGUCGGGAAGGCGACCACCCAGAGAGUCUACAACGAACGCUCACGAUUGGGUCUGGCUCGGACGAGCUACCCUCGAGAGAGCCGCUUGCGGACCUCAACAGGUACGAGUCACCAGUAACCCUCUUGCCAACGAAACAGAGGGAGACUCGAGCGAUUUGGCGACUUGCUUCGACAAUCCGAACCACAUCGAGCUCCCAUCUGCGGGACAACGGAACAACAGUUCAGGGCCCAUCGACACAACGACUUAUUGCAAGAGGGACAAGCUUCCAAGAAACAGUUUCGCUACUAAAACCGGCGCGAAACCCUCGGCCGCGGUGACGGCGACCACAGUGACCACCCCAGCGUCUAUGGCAACAUCGAGCGUGACUACUACACGAAACGACAACGACGACAUUCCGCCGCCCCUACCACCGCACGGGGUGCCCGUCGCGAACAUCGCGAUCGCGUCGAUGACGACAGCCGCCCCGUGCGGCGCGACCGGCAACAACAACGGCAACGAAGACUACAAGCCACCGGUACCGCCGCACAGGAACACUGGGGUGAUCGUACGGGUGCCGGACACCCCGAGGAAGCACCACCGGCACAGGGCGUCGAGCGGCAGCGCAGGCGGCAGCCACCACGGGAACAACCAGCGGCACAGCAAGCAGAUCCACCAUAUCAAGCCAUCGCACGGUAAAGCUAGAGUAGGUAGUCCGAAAGAGAACGCCGCGGAGGAGGAGGAGUUCGUGGAGCUAGUGACUCACGAUGACAACAGGCACUCGAAGGAUGCGAGAGCCAGAGAGGUGAAGAGGGCGACGAUCGUCGGUAAUCCGAUGUUCUCGUCGUUUUCGACCGCAGCAGUCGCCUCAUCGAUGAACGUGUCCAGCCCGACCGUGGCCUCAUCGUCCUCGUCGCCGCCUAACUCGUCGCCGUCCUCAUCCUCUGCCUCCUCUUCGUCCUCUUCCUCGUCCUCGUCAUCCUCCUCGUCGGCGUCCUCGUCCCAAGAGCAGGAAGAAUCCGUGGCGUUGGACGAUUUGAAUCUAGGCAUGGACUACAACCAGAUCAUGCAGUACUUCGACAACUUGAAGGAGUCGAACGCCUAGGUGAAGGCGUUCGGUCUUCGAGAAGGCCGAGAGUAGUCAACGCCGAUACGAAACACCGGAGUCCUCGUCUCGACCGACGAAGGAACGGAACCCUGGGCCUCGUUCUCCGCUUCCUCUCUAAUCGCCAUAUUAGCAUGUUCGCAUCGAGAACACACGGGGGCCCGGGCUCGCCGGUUCGAACGACGCUCCGGACGUUUCGUAUUCUAGGUUAUAAUCUAGUCAGCUUCCUAGCAGCACAUCAAGAGUAUCGCGCAAACGCAUCGACACACACACACGCAUACACGGACGCGUAACCGAGAAUCACGCACGCGUUCUCAUAUACAGGUAUAGUGGGUGGAAGAGACACACGGUGGACUCGCGAAAGCAACGAGGCGGGUAGUAUAUACUCGAGUGCGAGGAUGUUGGAAGGCCAGGGUCGGAUUCGGUAUGCGUUUGUACGCUAGUUCUUCGAGGGGGUGAAUGAAUGUAAAGUAAGGAGCGAGGCUUUUGCUCUUAAGCAAAGGGAAAGAGCUCUCUCUACCUUCAAAGUUAAGCCUUUCCCUUGUCUUUUUUCCACGAUCUGUAGUUUACAACGAUUCACUCGCGACAUUAAUAUUUCCUACGCUUUUAAGUAAUUUAUUUCAAGUGGUUUUUAGUGAAGGUAAUAUUGACAUUGUGUAUUAUAAUUAAUACAUCGAUAUCUGUAUACGAAUGCAGUUUGUUUUAUUGCGUCGACAAGGGAAAGGAAUGAUUAUUAUACGGACAUGGACGUUUACCAACAUUAACCGGUUAAUGGACGCCAUAGGCAUUCGAAAGAACGAGUUGCCUAUGACUGUUUUCGGAGGAUGCUGACCUUAUAGAGCUAUUGUAAUAUCGAAACAAUGAUAUACAAUUUUAUUCGAAACAAAUUCCAAAACCUUCUAUAAGAAUGUCAUGCGUAACUGGGUUAAGGGAACAUUGUUUUGAUUCUUCGAUAAUAUGAACACAUAUCGCCCUACGUGUAUGGUAUCAUCGCGGACCAUCGAAUGAUCCUCCUUUCAAGUAUCAAGAUCCUCCUUUCAAGUGAAGAAAAUGUAGAAACGAAGAGGACAAUCGAACAAACAAGUGUACCUUUUGUUUAUUUAUUUGCGUUAACCAGUACCGGUUAGUAUGUUCGAUAGCCAAGAUAAGAAUUUCGAACCCUAUGAUACCGCGUCUCGUGGAGUUCACCGUAUCGCUUCCACCAACUAUUUCAAAUCGUAUACACACACGUACAUACUCGCAGAGGCUUUAAAGAUGUGAUCGUCGGUAGCCGGUGGAGUUAGGUAGAUCGCGCGUUCGAUUCGACCAACUUUCUCCUCUUUUCUCCGACGAUCGAUCGACCGCCGAUCCUCGCUUCCGCCUCCGUGCACUAUCGAUCUCUCGCUCAAGCCCUCGUCGCGCGGCGAUCGAUCGAGCCUCUCAUUCCCGCGCCUCGCGACAGGGCAUUCACCAAAAAGUGGCCGAACGAAACCGACCCUCUUGUCUUGAAAUCGAUCUCAACUUCUUCGACAGCCAACUCGAAACGUUGGUUACCUCUUUUUCUUUUUCCUUUUCCAACUUUAGUCACCUGUCAUCGGAUAUGGGCAAAAUAUUAUCCGAAAAAUAUACAACUACGAUCAACGUGUAACAUUUUCUUUGUAACUUUCGUACCCGGAAUUCUUACACUUUCUUCGGUUACGACCCUUUUUCAUAAGACAAAUAUAUCAACGAUCCCUUUUAUUCGUAACUUGACAUUUUUAUCUAGAUAAGAAUUUUGCCCAAUCUCUGCCUCUCGAAGCUUUCAGGGUCUAUCCAUUAUCGUCGUCGUGCCCGAAACGUGAAGAUAUAUCUUCAUUUUUGCACUAUAGCUGCUGUCUUCCUAGCGUAACUAACUGACACGAUUGAGAUCGAUAUCGCGACGAAGGGAAAAAUUGGUCGGCUGGCCAUUUUCUUUCCGAUCUGCGCCGGAGAAAACAUAUAAUAAUAUUUAUUCGAUCGACCGUACGUCGUAAUGUUUGUAAAUUUUGCUUUGUAAGACUGUGUACAUAUAUAUAUUAUAUAUAUAUAUAUACGCGACCUAGCGCAUGUUAAUUAUGGACUCGAGCGGAUUUAACGGUUAACAAAUUCGUACGGCAAGCCGUAGAGCACAAUCCAAACGCAUCAGUCGCUCGACGGAGCCAGAACGGAAUGGCGGACGUGGGCCACUAGCUCGUUUUCCCUGGAGUUCUCGGUUCGAUCGGUUUCAUCGAGUACGAAAAUAUCUGAUCAACAUAUCAGCAGUAAAUUGCUCGCGACGAAUAUAAUUGUACAUGUUUUACGUACAAUACUUUCCCAAACUGUCCAAGUAUUUUUCUUUCGUACUUAUAAACUUUACUCGCAAUAUAAUGAAGCAAAAGAAGAAUGCAAGCAGAAGAGUAUUAUACUUUUUGAUGCAAGAUGAAAGGACGAUGUUCAGCAAACGACUCUGUUCCGCAUUAUUUUUAAGAGACAGAAAAUACGGAAUUUGCAAGAGAAGUGGAAAGGUGACAUAGAGCGAUAAAUUAAUGUCUGCCAAAGCUAUAGUCAAUAGUUGUUUACCUGAUCAUUCGAUUGCCGAGAACUCCAGCUUCCAACCUUAGCGUUUCCCAACAUUUUGAUCUUCAUCGAACACGACAAACUGAAUCCUCGUUUUAUACGAUUUUUCCCGAACCGAUCCAAUUAAAUUGUUCGCCUGCUGACGAUCAAACGCGCCAUUUCUGCAGUGUCGCCGAUUGUAAGACGAAACACAAGAUGAAGUGCCGUCAAAUGGGGUUACUCGCAACGUUUCUCACCUUGAAAGCUGGCUAUUCAAAAUUUAUCAUACAUACAUCGACAAAUUAUAUAAGAAAGAAAAACUUGUACUUCACCGUUUUCGGCUAUUGAAUUUAGAGCUUUAACGAUACAACUUACUCGGGAUAGCAACUUUGCGACGCAAUAAUUUUUAAUUCUGUCAUUUCAUUUGCAACAACCUAACUUACGCUUCCCUAACUUCCUAACAAAAUUAUUUAAAUAUAUAAUUCUAUUCUGUUUAUUAUUAAUACGGAAAUAUCCAGAUCGUAAUUUCAUUGAUACUAUCUUCCGUCUCACAAAGGUAAAAACUGUUGUUACUCGGAUCUCAUUGAAAAACGUUUGCCAAUUCUUGGUCCAAAGAACAAAACGACCACCGUUACUGUUUCCUGAAAGCAAUCCACAUAUCAACCUACCUGAAAAAAAAACGAAUAAGUAUAUUAUUUUGUCCAACUUUACUAUAUCUUUCAUUGAAAAACAUUUUGUUAAAAUUUUGCCAUUUGAUCUUCCGCCACGCUUUUAAGUAUGCCUUAUGGCACCGUACCCGAAUGAGUAAAAAAUUAUAGAGAGCAUCUGUUGCGAGUUACUGUAUUUUACGGUGUAUAAUUAACGGUGAGAAGGAAGGGAGUCACGUACUCGCAGAGAAUUGAACGAUUCGCUAACGGCGAAUCCGGAAACGCCUGAUCAUCGACGAGCUAGCCGCGGCGCGUGACGCUGCUCCGUGCAUCGCUUUUAAUUAGGAUUCAUCCCCCGUCGAUUGGAUUCCGCAAUUGUCCGCGGACGUGCCGCCCGUGGAGACGCGGCGCGUGCUUCUUUCGCGCGAACGCACCGUGCCGUCGUUAAUUCCAUCACGAAGCGCGUUUACGUUCGCGUACACCUGUAGACGCACCGAAAGAGACACGGAGAGAAUGUGUGUGCAUAUGUGUGAAUGAAUGAUUGAUAAUAAUUUGCAAAAUACACGCACACCACCUGGUAGCGUCCGUUCUUCCGCACCAGUUUCCUGUUGCGAAUCCAAUCGCGCGCCUCGCCGUUACGGUGCGCGUUUCACGUGACAACAACGCGCGUAGGUGGCAUUUUAUUGGCGUUACAGUUUUCGCUGUUGUCGCUCACUUUUGUGCCAUAGCAUUCGUCAUUGUAAACAUGAAGUGUAUUAUAAACUCGUGUGUGUAAUUAUGGUUUGCGUUCUAGUGAAAAUUAGUUGCGUCAGAAUGGAAGGAUUAACGGAAACCGAAGAAAAAACUAAAUUUAUAUAAAACAGAUUCAAUGCAGAGAUGAUCCAAGAGCGUCUGAUAAGACGUUGAUAAGAGUGUUAGUUUCGGAAGGAUUCAAAAAGUUAUUUUAAAUAAUUAUCCUUCCAGAUUCUGAUUUUUUUAGAAAGCUUCAACGUAUUCAUUUUUGUUGCAAACUUAUAGUCGCCGCUGUCGAUCCUAAAUAUAGAUGGAACGGAUCGCGGUAACAAAUGUCAUAAUACUCAUUGUCAUGGCGACAAAAGUCGCGGUUCAACGUCACGUGAACGCCGCAGCUUAACGAGCGAUAAGCCAGCAGGAGCGCAGGGGAUCCAUAGAUUCGCGGAUCCACCCUGUCUUACAUAGGCAUCUAAGAGCUACGUGUCUAAGUAUGUAUGUAUCUGUAAGUUGUGUGUUAGCACGUUAAGCGUGGGAUAUAGUGAUAUGUAAUGUCGACGAGCGCCGAGAACAAGGGAGUCCAGAGCGUCGGGGCGCGUCCUAACGGGCCACGCACGUUAACCCUUUGCGGUCUCAUCGUCGAGUCUUUCCUAUUUAUUCGAAUCCGUACACAAAUGUUUCCCGACUCGACGCUCUGCGUUUAUUUAAAUCGUCGUUAAACCUCUAUUGCACGGAUUUUAUUUCGCCCUUCUUGGCCAUUCAUGUAUGCGUGAAUCGAUUAUUAUCCAAGUUAAACGAUAAAUAGCUGAAUUUUUAGGGAUAUUAAAUGUUCUCAUAAGAAAAUAUCACGUGCGAAUCCUGUAAAAUUUCCUCGGUGAGCUUUACGCGGAUUAUUUUUCCCGAGGUCCCGAUAGGAUACAUUAUGCAAUAGAGGGUCAAGAAGAAUCGAUCGACCCGGGUAAAUGUAUUUUCGUUUUCCAAUCGAUCGAAAAGCCGGGUUCCCCUUUCUUACGCGGGUAUGCUCGAGGCUUCGACUAUCGAAUAUGUACAGGGUAUUCCAAGAUACGCGUAUACUCGUUUAAAAAAAAAUGAUUCCUCUCGAAAGAAGAUCGCAAACUCUCGCGUAGAGCAGCGUCGCAUAUUUUUGAACACCCUGUGUCUGUACUUUUGUAAAUAUCGUCUACACGGAGGGAUCUCCAGUAAGUGAAGCUCGGUUCCGUUUUGUACAUUCGUUAGGUUUAUCGUCGGCCGCGCGCCGAGGCAACUGCAAAGGGUUAAAGGGUGCCGGAGACGGCGCAAGAUACCCCGCCCGUGAAUCUAGUCUUAUAGCGUAAACUAAUGGAUUAUUAUUAAAUACUAAACGAACACGAUCCCACGGUCACCUCCUUAGGCCGAUCACGUAUCCUUGAAAUCAUCCAGGCGGGGCCCCAGCGUAUCGACGUUGUUCAUCUGCCCCGUGGCCAUCCCUUUCCUCUUCUUCGGGGAGCACCGAGAGAGACUCCUCGUCAGAGAGAUGGUGGAACGUCAGACGAAUCAAUCAUAUCGAGCACGCGGGUGGAGACACGCGGUAAUUUAAUCGUAAUCGAUCCCAUGCAGGGCCGUGCCUAGGUACUUUUUUCGUUCGAAGCAACGAUGAAAUGCGAGCUCCCUUCGACCAUUCUCUUUACGGUAUUUAUCGUAUAUCUGUAUCUGGCAGACAUGUAAUUCUAUAUCUAUGAAAUUUGUGAUUAUAACUAAUCGAAGAUUAUAGUUUCAUAUGGUUCACCAAUUGUACUCGGAAUUAGUCCAAUAAUUUUCUUGGCGAUAUCGUUGCUAGAUUGUUAAGGUUACAUGCAAUUUAUUCGUUGUGAUCAAAUCAUAUUCUUCCGCGAAUGCGAAGAAUUGUAACACACACCUUAAUCUAAUCUGGCGGUAAAUAGGGUGAAAGUGUAUUAUUCUGUUCCAGAGUGGAGCCCGGUGCUAACGAUUUGGUGACUUCUUGCAAAAUUGAUGGAAACUUAAUUACUUUUAUUUGUUCUACCUUCGCGAUUCGUUUAUCUGAACCGGUAAUUUUCAUCAAAAGAUAUUUUAAGAAGUGAAAACACUUCGGAAGUACCGGUAGCGGCGGACAAACGAGGUUCCUAAAUGUGAUAUAUGCUCGAAAUAAAUGCGUACAGCUCCUGCGCGUCUACCUUGCACACACGCGUCGUUUGAACAGCUCGUUUCUUCGCUGAACAGUACUUUCGAAAAGUUUACGUAAACCCGAGUGCGCAACAAACCAAUAUCUUUCUGUCAGUUUUGCAAAUUGACGCUCCUCGAUAGCAACGCUUAUCGUUUAUUUACAACCAAUACCUCUAAAGAAAAUCAGAUACGGUGUUGCUGUAAACAUACUCAUCUCCAUUAUUAUUUUUGCUAGGACAUAGUGUCUUAUAUCAUUGGAAGAUCAGAAAAAAGAAUAUUAAGAAACUGUAGAAAGUCAAUUUUCGUACAUAUUGGGCAUGGUGUCCUCUAUUAAACUGUCAAAAUACUUCAUUUAUUUUUUGUUACUCUCAAAAGAUGAGUCUAAGCCCUCGUUAAGAUAGCUUUAAAUACACGUGUCCCUUCUACUCCAGCCUUGUCACGGCCCUGAUCGCGCGUGCGGGUACCACGUCGCCUGGCAGUAGCCAGGACAAGUGUAUCGGCUUCGUUUCUUUUACGAAACGAAUCCAGCUAUUUGCGAUACUCGAUACACCUGGAAGAUGCGAUAUCCCGUGCAGAGCCGGUCAAAAAUAGUAUUUGCGAUAGAAAAUAGUGGAGAGCUUGCGUAGCCGUUUCGCGCAGAAACAAAUUGCGCGCACUAUACUCUAUGCACGUGAAAUAUGACAUCCUGAAUUAUUCGCGCUAAAUGGUAGAUAACGAAUAAAACCACCAUACACCGUUCGUAUUCGCAACACGCAUACCAUUGAACGACGAUUUAUUGUUUUAAUAGGAGAUAUAAUUUAAUUUUAUAAUUCUGAUCGUAACUUCUGUCGAACGAAUAAUAGAUUAGACAGAUCUAAAUUUUAGAUCAAACGUGUUUCAAAACGUGUCCGACUCUCGAUGAAAGAUCGUGCUCUGUAUUUCUAACCAGAGUUGAACAGUGAUCACUUUUGUAACAAUCACCGACGACUGUUAGGUUAAUCGGUAAUCGGUAAAAACUACAUUUGUAAUCCGCAAUUGUGAAUCAGGAAUUUCUAAUCUUUCUAAGCAAAUUGUAUCUGAUUAUUGAUUAAUCAAUAAUUAUGUGAACUACCUAACAUUACAUAUAUAUAUAUAGUAUACUACUUACACUAUAAACGAACUGUUCGAUGGAUAGAUGAAAUGUAUUUUUGGUUUUAUUCUGAUUGUUGCGAAAUUUGACGAGACUAAAAUUAUCCAGAGGAAUUAUGGAGAACGGGGAUCCUAUCGCACAAGAUCAAAAGGCAACGUUCAAAGAGUAUGAUGCGCACAAUUCUCGCCGUUUUAAUGUUCGCUUGCUGCGAUGUCAAGGAUAAAAAAGCGAAACCGCCUCGAUAUCGCCGUCAUACUAUCGACGUACAAAACGAUCCUUACAUUUACUAUUUUUUACUUAGAAUACUAUUUCCUCCAGCUCUGGCUGCGGCCAACUGUGUAUAUAUACAUGUACGCGAAUUUUCCUUCGUUUCGUCAUUCAAAUAACGCGCAAUCGGCUAAGAGUGUUGAACAUCAUACAGUAAAACGCUUCGUGCAAACGUUUCUCGGCUCGCUUGUACGUAGUUUGGCUGUUCGCUGGAUCAUUUUUCGCCGAUGGUUUCGCUGUGGACGUUUGCGUAAUCGUUUCUCUACUCGGUAUCCGAAACAGGGACGAGUGAAUAUUUUAUUCGUGUAACAGGUAAUAAAUAAAAACAUCGUGCAGCGAUUUAUUCGUCAUGUUUAGUCUAUUGAACUUUUGAACAAGCCUUCGUUUUUUUAACCUAACGUGUAACUUAACUUUUAUUUAUUUUUCUAUUUUAUUUAACGACAUUGACGAAUAUAUUACAAACGAGAACGAAAGAACAUCGCACUGCAUCAAAGCAGAGUUAAAGGCCGAGAUUUAACGAAUGGACGAGUAACAUAUCUAACAUCUUUUAUUUAUUAUUUGUAAUUAUCAUGCGGAUAAGAAUUUUACUCAUCUCUGUCCGAGAAAAACGACGCAAACACACGGCGCCGAAUUUUCUACGCGACACACAACAUUCGAGGAGUUUAGUUCAUCGCUCGUCCUCGAGCCGCGAAGGGCGACGCCCUUAAAAGUCGAAACUACUGCCAGUCUCUCUUUUCCCCAUUUUUUAUUUUUGAUAAGUUCCCACCGAUCAGGGAGGAUGAUUAAUAUUAUAUAUAUAAAUAUAUACAUAUACGUAUAUUGUAAUAGACUAUAAUCGCGUCGCAAUGCUAACUCUGCAUUCACACACAUUCCUCAAGGACACGCGAUGUCGUCGCUGUAUAUCUACGUUUAAGUGUGAUAAAUGCGGAAUUAUAAUAGAUAAACGAUUGACGAGGCGACGGCGACAAGGAAAGAAAAAAAAAAGAAAUACGACGAGGACGGUAAUGGCGACGACGUCCACGACCACGAUAGCAACGAUCGACGAUCCUCUCGCGAACCGCCUAUGUAUGUAUAUCUGUCACUGACACGCAGGAUGGUCCGUCGUGAAGUGGUACGAACUGUUAACGCCCUUACAUUCCACUAAGUUAAUUAAAACAGUUAAUGUCUUAAAUAUACGCCAUUUUCUUUCAUUUCAAAUUAACUAUCGACGAAUGCAAAGCCUUGCGCGAGCGUUUCAUGUAAUAAAAUUGAAAGGACACUCCUAUGGACCUUUAACGAACCCGACGAUAGUAUCCUUAUGUCGCUUAACACAACAAACGCCACGCCGCAUAGCCGUUAAACGCCUCAAAAAGCUGGACAAAAGUCAAAAGAAUUUUCGGAUCUAUAUAAAACUUGGUAUCUAUGAGUUGUUUGGGUCGCAAAUUACGAAUCCGAUAUCAGAAUUGCAAAAUUAAAAAUGGCGGAUCCAAUAUGGUCUACUUAUUUUCCAAUGGAUGGUUGUAUUUAAAUAUAGAUCGGUAUUAAAAAAGUUUUCGAUGUCGCUGGUUGGAAUUUGACGUCAAGAAUAAAAAAUUCUAAAUGGCAGGUGUAUGCAAUGUGCAAACUUCUUGUAAUCUCCAGCGAUCACAACUUUCUUUUAUGAUUUACGAAAGCAAUAAUUUCAAAAUAAACGAUUCUAUCGGUCCGUCUACAUUCCUAUUUUGAAUUCGCAUUGGUUGAAAAUUAAUGAAAACUCCUACAUACUCAUAUUCUACUAACUUCCAGAAAUACUCUGCGUAAAAAAAAUAUUCGAAAUCACCGUUGAGUAAAAAAUUACUAGAAACAAUUACCAUUCAAUAGAGCAGUACUUUCUGUACAAGAUUGCAAUGUAAACAAUUCUAAAUUACAAUUUGCAUUGACUUUUGGCCGACUUUUUGAAGUUUCGAAUCACUGUGCGUCGAUCCGUAAGACUUUCCGUUUAUGCUAGUUGACUUUACGUUUACGUUAUACCGUCGCGCCAGUUCUUGCAAUAAGUUAUAAUUUUUUGUUACUUUUGCACCAAAAGAUUAUAAAGUACUAUUACAACAUUUUUGGCACAAUAUUUCCCUAUUGCAUGCGCAUUAUCUGCCUUUGUUUCUAAUUUAUGUCGAGGUCUUGUAAACCGUGACGAUGUCUUCUUUCUUGAAUUCCAUGAGGGUUUUAAUCAACUCUCUAUUAUCUCUUGAUACAGAAAGAAAAGAUUCGCAACGGAAGUGUUCAGUAAAAGUAAAGAUGUAACUUUUUGCAGGCAUUAUUCGGUCUCGCUUCUCGUUUUCUUAUGCUUUGUUUAUAGUUUGCAAAUUGCGCGCGACUCUCUUCACUUGACAGCAGAGCGCAGCGUAAAUGGAACGUCAAACAAAAUAGGCGCCUAACGUGUUAAUCCUCUAUUACAUGAAUUUUAUUUUAUUCAUAGGAAGAAAAUUAGUUUUUGGUUAUUUAUAUAUAUUCGUGAGUUGAUUAAUGUAUUGUCCCCAUAUGAAAGUAGCAUGUGCAAAUUCUGUAAUAUUUCCUCGAUGAAUGUUGCAGAGAGUGUCCUUAUAAACGAUAAUGAGCUGAAAGGCCCGAAGGAACUAAACAUGAUAUUGUUUCUGUGCGUAAUAGUUCCUGUAAAAAAAAACAGCAUGUAGCACUUUUCGUGGAUCGCUCUGUACAUUAUCAUUACCAGAGCAGGCACAAAUUAACGAUAAACGAUGAUAUGUGACAAUCAUUCGUUGUACUUAUUCAUACUGUAUUAUUGUAUUGCGAUGAUUAUAUUGUCCCUUAUAUUCUAUUUAUCAUGAUCUCAUACGUCAUCGUUGCUGUUACUGUUAUAUUGUUAUUGAGAUUGUUGUUGUUGCUGUUGCUGUUACCGCUGUUUUCAUCGCCCUUGCCCCGUCGUUGGUAUUGCCUGUCGUCGUCGUGGAAGUCGCCAUCGGCAUCGGCGUAACCGAUACCCUAAUUAAACACAAUAAGGUAUGACUAUCGCCUACUCAAUGUACAAUAUGUAGUAUUUACCUGUUGUUACCACCAAACCGUCAUCAAAGAUAUAUAAAAUAUUGUAAUUGUAA
Molecule: messenger RNA, 15622 nt
Organism: Hylaeus volcanicus
Lineage: Eukaryota; Metazoa; Arthropoda; Insecta; Hymenoptera; Colletidae
Gene: dtn
Product: transmembrane protein 132E
Exons: 10
Coding region: 696-5114 (1472 amino acids)
Source: RefSeq, a predicted model, not a curated record